Messenger RNA from Stegastes partitus (bicolor damselfish), 2786 nucleotides. RefSeq names its product ornithine decarboxylase antizyme 2a (gene oaz2a). Gene Ontology annotation, molecular function: ornithine decarboxylase inhibitor activity. Gene Ontology annotation, cellular component: nucleus; cytoplasm. The record is from RefSeq and is a predicted model, not a curated record. Lineage: Eukaryota; Metazoa; Chordata; Actinopteri; Pomacentridae. Gene Ontology annotation, biological process: positive regulation of protein catabolic process.
CGUCAGACUCUCCGCCAUUCAGAGAUGUAUUAACGUCCUGGUUCUUUCUUUCACUCAGAGUUUAGCUAUCGUCAGGUCUUAAGUUAACUUACGAAUGCUGAACAUAUCGGUGGAGUUCUUGUUGAACAGUAGCUGUUUUGGUUGUCAUCCAGGAAGUAAAGCUCCGUGUUUACUCGAAGCGAUCAUGCUGAACACCGAGGAAAGUUCCUGGUUAGCGGGGUCUCUGACGCCCAGCUCCAUCCCUCAGGCUCCGGGGCCUCUGUGGUGUUCCGAUGCCCCUCACCCACAGCUAAAGAUCCCGGGUGGGCGAGGGACUGUCAGGGAUCACUCUCUCUGCGUGCUCCUACACAAGGAUGACAAGCUAACAGUGACACAGGCCGCUCCAGUGAGUGGGAACCCCUCUUUUCUCCGCUUCCACUACCAGCUGAAUGAGCGCCGCUCGGCCUCCUGGGAUACAGCUUUAUCAGAAGACAGCCUCUUCCUGGAGAUUCCUGCCGGGCCGCUGGUGGAGGGGAGCAAAGAGGGGCUAACUGCUCUGCUCGAGUUUGCAGAAGAGAAGCUCAAAGUUAACUAUGUCUUCCUGUGGUUCCAUAAAAGCAGAGAGGAUCGAUUGUCCAUCAUCAAGACGUUCCACUACAUGGGCUUCGAGAUGGUGAAGCCAGGGAACCCGAUGGUACCAGCCCGGCCUGAUCUGGCCUUCAUGGUUUACUCUCUGGACAACAGCAGCUCAGAUGAGGAGUAACUGCCACCGUUUCCUGACAGCUCCCUCUCCCACCCUCACCCUCCCUCUCCACAGAAACACUCCUUUUACAUGUUUUUUUUUUCCCUCAAGCAAUCAAACCUGCUUUGACUCACCCUCUGACACAAACCUUUCCUGCCUCUCAGAAAUCCCUCAUCACUGACUCGAAGGUGUCACCUUUUUUCAUACAUACUUGUGAUUGAAGGGGGUAUUUUGGGAGCGGCAGGAUUUCGGUGUGACACAGACAUAGCCGCCUCCCCUCUUUUCCUUUAACUGCAGAUCGGAGAAGCAGGGAGCGGCAUAGCUUGAACUAAGCCAUCACAUGCAACGAGGAAUACUUGCGCUUUUUUCUUUUUCCCCCUGCUUCCUCUUUUAGCCACAUUAUUUGUUUGUGAUGCCACGAACAAGACAAACACCUGCUGGAAAUUCAGGAGAAGGUGGCGUUUUACAUUAAAAUUCAGCAUAUCUCUCCUCUGACAGCUUCUACCUUUUUAUAAAACAGACUUUGGUUUGUGUUUGUGUGCUGUAUACCAUGCAAGUUUUGUCUUUGUGGGUAAAAAUAAGGAAUUAUGGGGUGUGGUCUGGUCAAUAAAAUAUUGUUUUGCUUUUUAAUAUAAAUGGGUGGAAGCCUGAUCUGGUACAUUUAACAUUUGAAGCACAUGUAAACAUUUCUUUACUCUUCUUCCUGAAAUAUGCCGAGGCAUCAUUCCAACUCCUGCCACUCGCUGUUUAAUUUUUCAGUUCAACACAGUUGAAAUACCGUGUUAGUCUCUCCAGACGUGACUAAGCUAAGAGGCAGUGUAAGUGCUGAAUGUCAACAACACUGAGACAAACACCUUCUCUUCUCUGCACAAUAAUCAACCUUUUAAGCUGUUAUUAAAGAGCUGGGGUGCAAGACUGCUUUACACAGAAACAAAUGCUUAGUAUAUUUUUUCAGAGACAUAAGCUUAAUAAUUGUGGGUCAGGUUUGAAAAAAAAAACCAACUCCACUUACUGUUACUUUGCAUUAAAAUGUAAACAUGGUAAUCAAACCUGGAAGCUGCAGCCCCAGUUUCAGCAUCUGAAGUAUUAUAUUCAGAGCUAUGAAUCCUGAUUUGUCAAUAAAAAAAAAUAACAUGUAGCCAUAGAUUGCACAUCCUUGUACAUUUUGUAAGAUGGAUUGAGCAUGGAUAAUAUGUAUGGCCAUCUUUGAUUAGGAAACAGUGGCACCAACCUGACAAAUGUAUAUCAGAUACUCUGCUGUGAUCAUGAUAAAUGAGAGGUUAGAAACUGCAGCUAGUUGAAAAUCAUUAAGCCCCGUAAAGUCGUCAGCAGUGCGACCCUGCUGAAACAUGACUUUUUGUGCCUAAAGAGGAGAGUGCAAUGUUAAUAUUUUUUACUCUUGAGUCUUAUUGAAAGAAUGUGUCCAUUGUUCAUCUCGCUCAGAUUCAGACCCAUGCUAUGUGAGGAAAUUUAGCUCAUCAGUGGGGUACAAACCAGAGCACUUCAGGUGAUUUACCGUAUAUGCAAGUAGAGUUAAAACGCAGGGGGAGGCCUGCCUGUGUUUUGUUUUUUUGUUUUUUUUUUUAUUAGUACUCAAAAAAACGCCAAAGAAUCCAGUAUGUCUGCCGUCGAUUCAAAUCAUCUUGCUUAUAAAAUCCAGCUAUUCUAAACCUAGUAUGGUGUGUAAAGCAAUAUUAACCUACAUUCCCCUUGUCAGCCAUACUUACUGUAACACCUCAGAGAAACGUGACGAUGGUAGUCUGUCUCAUGUCGGGGUUCAGAUGGGUGGGGGCCUUUCUUUCUUCUGCAUGUGUUCAGAUCAUACUAGUCUUCAUUGCUACUGAUUGAGCCCUGACUAUAAGCUGUUAGGAAUUGUCAAUAUAAAGUUUUCAGAGGUAUAUUUUUAUGUAUGUAUAUUUCUCUAUUGUUUAUUGUGAUAGUUUAGGGAUUUAUUUUUUGUUCUCUGUGAUUAGUUAGCAACCCUUCAAUGACAAUCCACACUUGUAUAAUUCACAAAUUUUUGUCUUGGGGGGAGGGGGGAUAUCAAUAAAGUGUUUAACUAAAA